Molecule: messenger RNA, 462 nt
Organism: Dovyalis caffra
Lineage: Eukaryota; Viridiplantae; Streptophyta; Magnoliopsida; Malpighiales; Salicaceae
Source: the annotation of a GenBank genome assembly
AUGGCUGCUGAUUUCAGAAACAGCAGCGUUGCAGCAGCAGAAUCUUCAGAGCAAAUCCUCAGCUCCGAAGAAGACAGGAAUACGGAGAUGUCUAACACCAUAGGUUUAGGUGGUCUAUGUAAGAAGAGACAAGUUCAGGAGUUAAUUUAUGCAGAUCAAAUUGAUAUUGUAUGCAUGUUGGGGACCAAAUUGAGUCCUCGCUCCGUGGACGAGCUAUUAGAUGAUACCGGUAGGAAAUCCUUGUUACAAAUCUUCACCUUUUUGGUGAUACGAUCUGUUUCAUUAGGAGAGGAGGGUGGCCAUGGUCUCAAAGAGAACACAAUGCAGUACAAGGAUUCUGGUUGUUCCAGAUUACUAGUUCUGACAGGCAUUAAAAGAGGAGGGUGGCCAUGGUCUCAAAGAGAACACAAUGCAGUACAAGGAUUCAGGUUGUCCCAGAUUACUAGUUCUGACAGGCAUUAA